AUGCGAAUCAAGCUUCUCAUCACUGUAUACCUUUUGCAUUAUACAAAUGCUCAAAUGGCAAGAGAUUGGAGUUUCCAACAAAUGUGCGAAUUUUGGGGUGGAAAAGAAACAUAUCAAGAGAGGAGUGGGAUUGAUUCAUUCCGAGGUGACACUUGUUCUUUUACGUUUCCUAAAGCGUCUGAAAAUCAGGAAUCAGCUUGGCGAUACUGUGCAGAAAAUGUACCGUUUCACAUCACAAAUGCAAAAGCAUCAGAAUAUAAAACAACCUGUGAAGCAGAAGCAACAUUGAUUUGUAAAAGUGGAUGGGUUCAGAUGUUCGGAAGGUGCUACAAGAUCACCAAGACGAUGAUGACACGUGAUAAAGCUGAAGAACAUUGUAAGAAUCAACAGGAUCAGACAUCGACAAUUGCAUUCAUGCACAGAGAAGCAUUGCCUUUUAGAUGGAAUGAUUAUUUCACUCGUGUUUCUCGUAUCUGGAUGGAUGCAAGUGAAGUUAUUACAAAUGAUUUGAUCUACGACAUCGAAGGUGGUAAUGUUCUUCUGGCAUUCGAUGGAUACAAAUACAAUCUUCCAAAUGUUGCAAUUGCUCGUGUUCCUAAGGAUGAAACUGCAAUGGUUCUAUGUGAAUACACUCCACCAAUGACAAAAUCAGAGAGCAACUACUUGCUCAGAAGAUAUGGAGAGAUCUAUUAUCCACCUCUUGUCACAUCAGAGGCUGUGUACAUGAGAACUAUAAGCGGUCGAAUCCGUGAUGAAACUGAUUUUUGCUGACAUUUGCUGACAACAAGUACUGUACCAAUGUGAUGCGUCCUAUAUUCCGAGGAUUAGCUGCUCGAUCAGCGUUUCCUACUAGAGAGUUUGUAGACAAAUUGGAAAAAGAAAAAGCUAUAAUUAGAUCAGCCACAGUUUCACAGAGUGCGAAUCAAAAAGGCAGAGAAGAAUCGGAGGUGGAAAGACUUUGAAUGUGAAAAUAGUUCAAGCAUUAUGGAGAAAGGGUGAACCAAAAGAAACAUGUGAUGCCGCUUCUUGGAGUUCAGCAAUAGUUUUGAGUCGUGAUGGAGAAAAGGGACUUGAAACAAUGUCUGACGCCCGUUACGCUCCUAUCUAUUGUGAAGCUAUUUUGGACGAAUACGAAUAUGGUGCAUGUUCUGAUGGAUUUUCUUCAUAUUAUCGUGCUGCGUUGGGAAUACAAUGGUGCCACAAGUUGGUUUCAAACAAGGAAGUUGUGUAUUCAGAAGCUGAGAAGGAAUGUGAUUCAUUAGGAGCUCAUGUGUCGGGAUUCUCGGAUCAGACAGAGUUGGAUUUUAUGCACAAUAUGACAAUGAAAAGCAGUUUAGGACGGCAUCAUUAUUCAAAUGUAUAUAUUGGAGCCCGAAGAAGACCAGAAUGCAUUAAACUCGGUGUCAGUGACCAAAUCCCUGGAUUUGAUACUGAUGACUCCAAACCAUGUGCUCGUUUCCGAGUGUUUUCUUGGCUUCACGGAGUUGCCCUGAAUCCACCUGAUUUUGCUUCCAACUGGAUGACCGACAAGGAACCAAACUUUGUUGGGAACGAAGAACAAUGUAUUGUUGUAAUGACAGGGACUCCUCCGCAAUGGCGCUACAAUGGCGAUAAGAAAAUCAAUGAUAUUCCGUGUACAGAUAGAUAUCCAUUUUUCUGUGGAAAAGAAGCACCAAUUGUGAAGAAGACUAAAUGA
Caenorhabditis elegans is the source of this 1696-nucleotide messenger RNA. NCBI's taxonomy places the organism in Eukaryota, Metazoa, Nematoda, Chromadorea, Rhabditida, Rhabditidae. The record is from the annotation of a RefSeq genome assembly.